AGAUGAAACCCUCAGCUUCGUCGCUCCCGUGUGCAUGAACGGCUAGCUGUGGGUGGUAUCCCGCGAAUGGGUUGAGAGAAAGGACAUGUCUCGCACCUGACAACCGGGCGCUCGAGCUGCUAGUCAGGAAAUCGAGCGACGGGCUCAGCCCAACAUGUCGCAGGAGUCAGGAAGGAUGAGUUCUUCGCAAGAUUUUGCAGAUGUAUUCGAUGGAAAGAUAACAGAUAUGCCAUCGGAUUCUUUUUCGAGUCAGAACCAUUUUGAGAUUGAACCAUUUCAGAUCAGCUCGCAAGAAAACUAUUCGCAAGAAAGUUAUUCUCUGUCCGAUGUGCAUGCUACGGCAGAACGGAUGAUCGGAGGACUGUCCGAAAGGCAGGAUGGGCCCAAUCUCCGCGACAGCAAGGGCAGAAGGGAACAUGAGACGUCAGAUCGUGAAGAUGAACAAGAGAGUCAAUUUCAACGUCCUGAGGAAGAAGAAGCUGCAGAGAAAGCUGCUGAUGUACUCACGAGCUUCAAAUCUGCGAGUCAGGAGAGCAACCUGUCAUCGAGCAAGACUGAGGAAGGUGUUGAUCAACGCAACGUUACCGCGCAAUCUUCUCCCUGUCCCGCUGCAACGCAAAGCUGACGGCAUCAUUGCGCCUCAAAACGACUGGGAGGAUGACAGUUUGGACUCGGACGAAGCGAUCGUUCGGGACAUGUACCGGAAGGAAGGUUUCGAUGUCUUGUUCAACCCCCUCUCAAGCUCCACUUCCAAUGUCAAGUUAUCCUUCAGAAUUCAGAACAGCCAGGCAGUCACUAUCAAGGAGCUCAGCGAGCAUAUCGAGAAGGGGUUGAUGUUGUAUAUCAACAAGAGGUGCAGCUUCAAGAUCAAUGAGAUCACAACUGCACAGAGCAAGGAGGGGAGGCUCUUCUUUGGAGGCGUCGUCACGAUCGGCAUGGAAAUGCUCGAGCAGAACAAGAAGUCGCAAAAGGCAUCGAUCCGCCUCUUCGGCUUCAACAACAAGGACCCUGAGAAGAGGCACAAGGCCCAGUACUCCGGGCAGCUGUCGAGCAACGAGGAUCUCUUCCCCCUCUUCCGAUGCCUCUUCGAGCAGCAGGGCCGAAAGAUCGAAGACCUCCAGCUCUCUCCAAACCCCGUCUUCUCCUCCACCGACAACGCGGUCAUGGACCCCAGCUACGGGUUUGACGUUGACCGGAUGGCGAAGGUGCUGGAGAGGUUGAAGGAGGAGAACAAGGUGGAGAAAUACAGCAAGCAGCUCAUGCUCGUGAAAAACCCUCGUCGAACUCGGUUGGAGACGAUGAGAUUUCUCCUCACCUACUGCAGGGACUGCAUAGUCUCCCUUGAAUCGCUCAAACUCAACAGGAGGACUCUUGAUAAGCGCAACCGGGUUGCACGUCCCAACCACUCAAUCAGCCUUUAG
Messenger RNA from Guillardia theta CCMP2712, 1421 nucleotides. RefSeq lists its product as hypothetical. Lineage: Eukaryota; Cryptophyceae; Pyrenomonadales; Geminigeraceae. The transcript is spliced from 11 exons. Bases 378 to 1421 code for a protein of 347 amino acids. The record is from RefSeq and is a predicted model, not a curated record.